This is a messenger RNA of Exophiala spinifera, 2133 nucleotides long. RefSeq lists its product as uncharacterized. NCBI's taxonomy places the organism in Eukaryota, Fungi, Ascomycota, Eurotiomycetes, Chaetothyriales, Herpotrichiellaceae. The transcript has a single exon. Gene Ontology annotation, cellular component: nucleus. Bases 1 to 2133 code for a protein of 710 amino acids. The record is from RefSeq and is a predicted model, not a curated record.
AUGGAUCAGACAAGUGGGAUGGAAAAGGCAGAGGAGGUACAUGGUGGAUCAUUCCCUGAUUGUCUUUUACCGGCACCAGUACCACCAGUGCCCUCGCUGAACGAAAUCAAACUUCUGCCAACGCGCGACCAACAGUAUGAAAACUUGGUGCUCGCUCGUCAGCGCAUCACGAAGGACAUGGCGCGGGGCGAGCGUGGCGGACUGUGUCCCGAGAUUAUCUUGCAGAGGGCAGAGGUCUACGAGGCGCUGGGGUACAGCGAGCUCGCAUUGGCGGAUGCGUAUGUUUCGUAUACGCUCUGCGAGGUCGUGUUGGAAGGUGGCCAUGUUUCGGAUCUGGAGCCCGUCACGAUGUCUGGGGAGAGGUGGCCUCCACUUAUCGACACGACAGACACGACCAACUGCAACAGGUCCAGUAUCAGCGCCGUGGACGAUACCACCGGUGAUAACGAGCGUGAGAAUGAACACGAAGACGACGAAGAUGAUGAUGACGAAAAUGAAGACGAAGCCGAAGACGACGACGAAGACGACGACGACAUGGUAUUAACCCACGAUCAAAAGACCAUGGUUUUGAAACACAAAUAUCGUAGUCUGAUCUUGUUAUCUCGAGCCGCGUUGUUGUUGGGUUGUCAGCAUCAAUCGAGAAUUUGGAUUGAUGAGCUGGUCGCCGUUAGAGGGACUAUUGGUGAGACGGCACAAGCAACGAAUACACAAGCGCACGUGGAUGGCGAUCUGAACGGGGCUUUAAGUGCUGCAGAUUCGACAGACUCAAUGGUCAGUGACUUUUGUAACUUCUGGUCGGUUUGUCAUGGCGAGGUCGACAGGUUUCGAAAAGCGGUCAGCGAUAUACGACGAAACGGCGACAAGAGAGCCAUGUUCGGAUCGAGUCAGAGGGUCGUAUAUCCUUGGAACGAGCGGGAGCCGGAUCGAAUGAACAAGAACAGUCUAGGAGAGAUCAACACCAGACUGAAAGAGAUCGCGCCAGGCCUGGAGGUGGAAAUCUCAGUUUUGCCCAAUUUGUUGACGAGCGGGACAAAUGAGACUGAAAAUCGCACGACGAGGGUCACAAAUGGCGAUUCAACGACAACACCACCGCCAGUGGAAGGAUCAUCACAGCUGGGUCUCUAUGCUAAGAAAGAUCUCGCGCCGGGUUCGACGAUCCUCGAAGAAAGGUCAACAAUCACGGCGAUACGACCUCAUGGUGAAGCUCUGUGUGACGCGUGCGCUGCAGAUAUGGAAACCAUACCACAUGAUCGGAGGCGAUAUUGCGACGGAUGCAAUAUUCCAUUCUGUUCGGACGAGUGUCAUGACCUAGCCAUGCGGAAUUACCACAGUCCUAAUGUCGACGACGAGGAGACGGAUGAAGGCUAUCCCCCUGCAGAGACACCCUUCUGUCCAGGAUCGAGCGGGAACGAAGAUAUACACACCCUUGGAAGGGCGGAAAGCUCAACAACGCCAGAAUGGGACUUGUACUUCUUGCUGUUGUCUCGGACGAUGCAGACGGCCGAAACACAAGCCAAGCACCCGCUGGAUCUAUUCGAGAUCAAGUACCUCUGGGGUGAUUUCAGUCCAGUACCUGGCGUGGACGAUGCAAAGUCGGAGAGAAUAGGUGAAACAACACCCAGGACGCUCCCGUACAGUGUGAGGCAUCAUGUCGAGUUGCCACUUCAGUGGUUCGAGGUUCUCAUGCAUUCGCGCGACGAUUGUCGGCCCUACAGCAAGCACUGGCUGGAAAAGUACGACUGGUGGAUCGUCCAGACUCUGUUCGCAAAGUUCAGAGGGGUCGCCGAUGCCCAGCAGAGUACCUGGACAGGCAAACCCGAGGUGGCCGCCGUGCAUCCGCUGUGGUGUUUGGCGAAUCACAGUUGUAACCCGAAUGUGACGUGGAAGAGCUCGGGCGUGAGGAAUUUGACCGUGGUGCAGGAAAGGGUGUGGAGGAAUGACAAGGAGGACCCGACCCCAACGGAGACGGAGUGGACGGGUCUCAAGGCUGGAGAGGAGAUCUGGAAUCAUUACACUGAUGUCCAGGAGAAGGACUACAGAGAGAGACGUGCGAGGCUGCAGGGCGUGUUGGGUGGUGACUGUAGGUGUGAGAGAUGUGUUGCCGAGGAGGCGAGGGCGAGGGCGACAUCAUGA